Molecule: messenger RNA, 8664 nt
Organism: Pediculus humanus corporis (human body louse)
Lineage: Eukaryota; Metazoa; Arthropoda; Insecta; Psocodea; Pediculidae
Product: low-density lipoprotein receptor, putative
Exons: 15
Coding region: 1-8664 (2887 amino acids)
Biological process (GO): proteolysis
Cellular component (GO): plasma membrane
Molecular function (GO): protein binding; serine-type endopeptidase activity
Source: RefSeq, a predicted model, not a curated record
AUGUAUCGUUAUGGUCAUGUGCGAAGAAAAAUAUGUCCAAGUAAUAAAAUUGGUGUAUUGGAUAAUAAAACAUCUAUUGGAACGCAAACGUUUUACCCAUUUGAAUACUUUGAGGGUGAAAAAUUGUAUGUAACUAAAGAUAAAAGAAGACCAACGUCUUGGAGGAGAUGUCUUUCAUGGAUAGUAGCAUGUGCUGUUAUAUCAGCUGUUUUAAUUGUAGCUAUUUUAGCUGGAACUGGAUUAAUAUUGUCACAAGAACCAAAUAUGGUUAAGGAAGCUUCAGUUGGUAGGAAUUUUGCUGGAGCUGACUUGAAACCUGUAGUUACCAAUGGAUCUGAUACAUCAACUUCUGUAUCAGGGCUUUCACCCACUAGCAACAUGACUCAUGAUUAUGUGCCAAGAUCAAUUGAAUCAGAACUGGUAAUAGAUAAUUUAGAAUGGAAUCCUGCAUUUUUAAAUAAAGAUUCAAUGGAAUAUCAAGAACUUGCAUCAAUUAUGGAAGAUCAGCUCAAAAUGAUUUUGUUUGAUAAUAGUAAUGGAGAUCUUCAGUUUGCUGAAUCAAAUGUAGGAUUAAAUGUUGUCAACAUUAGUCAAGAUCCAUUUAAAGUCUUCUAUAGAAUUGGAUGGAAUUAUAAACAAGAUGGUGACAAUGAAAAUGGUGAUAAUGCAAAUGGUGGUACUAGAAAAGAACCAAUUACUAUGGAAGAUGUCAAAAUGAAAUUAAUUAAUAAUUUGUCUAAGAAUCAGGGUUACAUAGACAAAUAUCAUAUUAAUAUGGAUGGAAUUAAAGUUGGCCAUGUUAUUAAUGCUUGUGAAAUCGAAAAUGGCGGAUGCUCUCACAUUUGUUAUUAUAACUAUCUAAAUCAACGAUUUACUUGCACGUGUCCUACUCAUUUAGUUUUAGAUAAAAGUUUAAAGAAUUGUAUUGAAUGGGAAGGAUCAUCUGAACAAGAUUACUCUUCAGUACCUGAUCGAACUGUUUAUUCUGGAGUUCAGUUUGAAUCUCCUCAAUUUAAUCAAAAUGGUCACCAAUCUUCCGGUCAAGAAACAGGUGGACAGAAUCAUGAAGAUCAUAUGCAUGAGCAUGGUCAACAAUCUCAUGAGCAAGGACUGAAUGAAUACGAUCACGGUGAUCAUCAUAUGCAUGAUCACGGCACAGGGCAACAUGAUCACACUCAUGGUCAAGAAAUGAAUGAAUACGAUCACGGUGAUCAUCAUAUGCAUGAUCACGGCACAGGGCAACAUGAUCACACUCAUGGGCAAGGAACGGAUGAAGACAACAAUGGAGACCAUCAUAUGCAUGAUCACGGCACAGGGUCACAUGAUCACAUUCAUGGGCAAGGAACGGAUGAAGACAACAAUGGAGACCAUCAUAUGCAUGAUCAUAGUACUAUGGAACAUGAUCACAUUCAUGGGCAAGGAAUAAAUGAAGACCACAAUGGAGAUCAUCAUAUGCAUGAUCACGGUACAGGGCAACAUGAUCACUUUCAAGGGCAAGGAAUGAAUGAAGAUAAUCUUGGAAACGGUCAUGUUCAUGAUCAUGGUACAGACGAACAUAAUCACUUUCACGGGCAGGGGAUGAAUGAAGAUAAUCUUGGAAACGGUCAUGUUCAUGUCCAUGGUACAGAUGAACAUAAUCACUUUCAUGGACAGGGAAUGAAUGAAGAUAAUCAAGGAGAUCAUCGUAUGCAUUAUCAAAGUGUAGAUGAGCAGGGUCACAUUCUUGUUCAAGAAACAAACGAAGACAAUAAUGGAGUCCAACAUUCGCAUACUCAAAACUCGGAUCAAGACCAUCAACAUCCAAGUUAUUCGUCAAAUGAACAAGCCGAAAGAUCCAAUGAACAUGAUUCUACUGUUUUCGAACACAAUGAGCAUAUACACGUUCCAAAUUUAAAUGAACACGACCACAAAUCUGAAGAACAAGAUUCAGUGGAAUCAGGUGAAAGAAAUGAAAAUUCGCAAGGUGUCAACGUAAAUGAAAAUGAUACUCAAAGUCCAGUAUCAGAAGCAGGCGAACACGAUCAUACAAAUCAAUUGUUACAAAACUCCCCUUCAUCGUCAAAUGAAGACCAACAAUUUAAUGGGCAGGAUACAACUGAACAAUCGGGUAUUACGGUCGAUCAAUCAGUUCCAGGUCAAUUCGGUGAACAUUCUGUCGGUAAUGAUGAAACUGAUGGUAAAAACGAGGAAAACAAAGGAAGUACUGAAAGUGAAAAUGAAUCCAAUACGGGAACCGAAAAUCAGCCAACUGAAAUAACUGAACAAAAUAAUCAAUCACCUAACGAUGGUUCAAAAGAGCACGAUCCGAAUUCUUCUUUAAGUAAUGAAGAAACAAAUAAGGAUCACAAAGACGAUUCUUUUUCUACUGAUCGAACUUUUAUUGGAUUACAACCGGGAGUUCAUGUUAAUAAUAACGAAGAAACACCUGUCACAACUGAUCCGUCAUUCAUUUCUCAUUCAUCACCUAAAUCGGGUGAAGUUCUUUUGGGGUCAAGAUCAACGGGUGGACCUGAAAUGGAGCAUACUACAAUUCCCUUUUCUGGACAUUCUCUAGAUGAAAUUCAUGACUCUACUAACUUACCGGAAACAUCUGUUAACGACAGCAACGAAAAAGAAGAACAACCCAAAUCGAUUUUAAAUUCAAAUUUAGGAAGUGAGGAUUCAUCGUCAAAAGAUUCGACGGAUCCCAACGAUCACGAAUUUUCUACGGAGAAACCAAAUUUCGAUACCGUCGAUUCCAAUCAACCUUCUGACAAUCAGACAUUUUCGGGAGAAAAUCAGGAAGCGGGUAUUAAUUAUAAUUCUGAUAAAAAUAUGUCAGAUCAAAAUACUGAUGGUGGGAAAAAUUUAAAUAUUGACAAUUCCACUGCGCAAUUUUCUCCUUCUGAAAAAGAAUUCGAAAACAACACUCCUAAUUUAAAUUCUCAAGAUAAUACUCAUUUAUCCGAGGACAAAUCGCCAAAUGAUUUUUCUCAAACGGAACAAUCGGAGAAUCCAAUGGAAAAAACAAAUAUGCCUAAUGAACAUCACGUUCCUUUAUUGGAAGAUAUUUUACUUCGCGAAUCGAGUUUAAACGAUACCGAAAAACCUCAGAAUUUUACUAAUAACGAUGGCCAAAGCUUUUUAAAUAACGUUGAACGGAACGAAAAUGGAGAGCCGGUCGUGGAAGAAAUUAUAGUCGAUAAAUCUAGUCCAGAUAAUGACACAAACUCUAGUGCUGCCGUUGAUAUGAUUAAUAAAAAUACUUCAGAUGAUAAGACUGAUUCAGAAACGACUACGAAACCAAACGAUCGCGAAGAAAAUUUGACUAUUCCAUUCACGGAUGUCAAUGAAGAAAAAAAAACAAUUUCUUCCGAUUCUUUAAAUCCUGAUAAUCGUGAAGAUGGACUUAAAAAAUCAGAAUCCGUUGAAUUCGAAUCUAAUUUGUCGGAAGAAAAUUCGACGAGUGGUGCCGGUACAAUAUCUUCUGAUGAAACGUCAAAAACGGAUUCCACCAAUCCUUCUAUCAAUAAAGAAUCUGAUCAAUUAACAUCUGAUGUCAAUUCCGAAUCUGGACAUGUUCAUGACACGACAACGGAACCUAACUUGGCAAAUCACGUCUUUCACGAAACAACUAUUCAUCCAAAAGAAGAAUAUGAAGGCUACACGGUACCCGUAGCCGUCAUAUCGGAUUUUUCCGUCGACGAACCUGAACCGUUUAUUAAAAAUAGGAAAAAUGUUGGUGAAUCCGUAAAUUCUCAAAGUUCAUCUACAGAAAAUUCAAUACCUACCUCUCAGAGUACGUUGAAUAAAAAUCCUGAAGGAAGGGAAGUUCCAACAACUGAUAAUCACAACGAUAUUGAGAUAAAGAAUGUUCAUAUUCACUCGCCGUCGGAUUCCACGAAUGAAAAUUCUACUCUUUCGCCUUCAGAUGAAAAUACUGAAAAAGAUUCAAAAUCGUCAGAAAAUGAAAGCAGCACUCCUAUUCAUUCCUUAGAAGAUGCAACUGGUAAUAAUAAUAAUUCCGAAGAACAAAAAAAUUCACCGAAUCAUCAAAAUACUGACGAAUUUUCUAAUAAUAUUAAAGAUGAUGGAACUGAUAAUGACAAUGAAGAAUUCAACACGCUUUUAGAUAAAGAUUACAAAAACAAAAAUGAAUAUUCUACCGAUGGAAAAGAAGUUUUAAAUAAGUAUCUCAAUAAACAAACCUUUUUGAAAGGUGACAAGAAAAAAUUAAAAGAUCUUGUAAAAGGAGACAAAUACGACGGUGAUAAAAAAAUAUCUGAAGAAUCUACUAAACCCUCGGUAACCCCCGAAGAUAUUAUCCUACAAAAACACGUUAACGAAAACGGUUUCGAUUUGGAUUAUAAUAAUCAAUUCCAUACUGAACACACGACGAAAAGUUUAGGAAACAUUGCCAAGCCUGAAGAUGGAGUACCGGUUUUAGCAUUCAAACCUGAAGAUAUAGAAAAUCACGAUAUAAGCGUACUUCAGACUGUGUCUCCAGGUGUAAGACACGAAACUCAUUUCGUUCCAGGAGUUCACGAAGAUGAAAUACAAAAGACCGUUAUUCCUGAAACCACUCCCGAAACCGGAUUUGUAAACGAAGGCAGCGCAGAAGAAACUCCCAAGACUUUGUCCAAUGACUUUACCGUCGUGAAUGAUCACGAAAAUCCAAGGGUUAUUUCAUCGGAUAAUAGUUUUGGCGACGAUGACACGGAUAAUAUCGAUAUUGAGACGUCGAAAACAAAAAUAACCGAUAACAAAGAUGGAGACGUUAAAGAUAAAGAAUAUGGAAAAUUCGAUAAGGAUUAUAAAUACGAAAAACAAAAAGGCGCGAAGAAAAAAGAUAUAAAAAAGAAGGGAAGUUCUAAGGACGGUAAAAAUGUUGAGCUAGAUGAUAAUAAAAAAUAUUAUUCCGACAUUAAAGAUCAAGGAACUGGAAGAAGUGGCACUUUAGCCGGAAGUACUUUAUUUGAAGAUUCGAAAGAAAUGUUUGAUUCAACCAAAAUGCCUGACGAUAAGGAUAUUAACACGAGUACAGAAUCCGAUUCCGAAGAACAAACAACGGAAAUGAACAAAAAUUCUAGUUCGGAAAUAACUUCCUCUUCUGAUUCGGAAUCAAAUGCGAAAAACAAUGCCGACGGAAUGAAUGGAGAUUCUGCUAAAGAAGAUAAAUCGGAAAGUGAUGAUUCAACAAUGACUACCCUAAAGACACCCACGUCGGGAGACAUUUCUCAAAGCGGAAGAUCAUUCAACGGUGAAGCACCAAAAGAGCCUGUUCAAGAAGGUGUAAUUUCAAAUGUUGAUGGUGAAAAAUCGAAAUCAACGUCGGUAUCUUCUGUACAAGAUGGUGAACAGAAAGAUAACGAUGAAGGAACAAAGACUUCUGAAAACAGCGGAGAAACGAACACUAUGAAACACGACGGUGAAGAAUCCACCGAACAACCAACCGAAACAUCGUUUUCAUCAAGUGAAAAAAGCAAAGUCGACGCUGAAAAUCCUGAAAACGGUUCCGAACAAGUUUUAACAAGGAGUCAUAAUUUUGAUGGUAACCAAAGAUCUCCAGCAAGCGAUGUAAACUCGGAAGAAAAUGAACGUACGACUAUCUUACCAGAAACUGUUUUAAGUGGACAAAAUCCCGUUACAUCCGAAGAAGGUGGUUCUGGUUACGUUUCCGUUCCCGGUACGAUCCACCAUUCAACUGGAGAAAAUGAAAAUAGCAGUUUAAAUCCGCAAGGUGUUAAAGUUGAUCAAGUCGUUUCACCCGACGGACAAAUUAUGAUAACCGGAAGUCAAAUUCCUGGUAGUGAUUCCCAUAACAUCAGUAUGGUAAAUUCCGAUUCUGCUGGAAUUGCCUACAAUCAGCCAUCAUCUGGAAGCGAAGCCGAAAACAGUUCUUUUAUUUUAAAUCCGAGCUUGACACAUUCGGGAUUCAACAUUAAUCCCGUUCAUGCCACUUCUAAUUUCGAUCCAAAUUCAUCAAACGGAAAUUCGGAUUCCGCGCAAGCUAACGGAAAUUCUUUCAACCAACAUUUGGCAACCGAUUCGAAUUCGUUGCCUCCCAAUUUUAAUCCAUCGUUUUCAACUUCGAAUGGGGAGUCUGUUCGAUUUGACGUCAACUCCAAUCCAUCUUUUUCUUCCGAAGUUUCAAAUUUCACAACUGGUUUCGAUCCUUCGAAUUCUAAAAUAGCUAAUUCGGGUUUUGCGUAUUCCACGGGUGGUUCCGGUCCCACAAUUUCGUUUUCUAAUUCCAGUUCGGAAACUCCAGACGUCAUUUUACAAGGUGGCCCUCAUCCGAACGUUUAUCGAGUUGGCUCGGUAAAUUCGACCAAUGGUUUGCCACAAACAUUCAACUUCAAUGUAAGCUCUCAUCCGAACGGAUUUCUAUUCAAAGUUUUCAAUUCGUCAUUUUCAAACGGAAACGCGUCGGGUCAUUCGAAUUUUCCAUCAAUCGUAAAAAUCGGUCAGAACGGAUUUCAUCAAAACGGUUCAGCUUUCAACGCUUCUGAUUUUUCAACAUUUAUAAGCUCUUUCCCUCAAAACGGAAAUUCCACGACGACCGUGUAUAGAUUGGAAAACGGAUCCCUUCCAGGAACUGUUUUCGACGGUCACUUCAAUCCGCAAGAGGGUCAUUAUCACAUGCUGACCAACGCUUCUGGAACUUUUGUAUAUUCUUCGAAUGAACCCGCGUUCGUGAUUAAAGGUGACAGUGGAGAUUUCGGACGUUCCACAGUGUACAUUUUGGGAAAUAAUUCUACCGCGAACGGAAGUCACGGAAACUUCACCGUUUCACCUCAUAGCGUAUUAUUUAGGAAUUCGUCCGUUUUUACCGUAAGGAAUUUAACGGAAAAUGGAGUGCCCAACUUGGUGCACUUGCAGGGAAACGCCUUCCAAACAAACGGACAGAAAUCAAAUCAAUCGUUUCAAUUUACUCCAAGUAAUUUCGCUGCGGGAACAACAUAUAAAGUCGGAGAUUAUUUCGGUUACAUAUCUAAAUGCGUUGCAGGUCAAUUCCAAUGUUUGAACGGAACGUCAAAACGUGGGUCCGCUUGCAUCAAUCUUUCAUCCAAGUGCGAUUCCAUAAACGAUUGUUCGGACGGUUCAGACGAAAUCGGAUGCAUUGAAAACGGAUGUCCUGGAAAUUUCCAAUGCGCUGAUGGAACUUGUUUGAAAAGACAUUUGGUGUGCAACGGAAUCGUCGACUGCAGCGACGGAAGCGAUGAAAAACAAUGCGACCAGUGGAAAUGCGAAUUCGACGAAUUUCAAUGUCCUUCCGGUAGAUGCAUCCCGGUGGUGUGGCAGUGCGAUAGCAAAGCGGAUUGCGAUAAUCACACCGAUGAGCUUAACUGUCAACGUUCUUGCGGAAACGACGAAUACCUGUGUCCCGAAGGUUGGUGCAUUCCACUGUCUUACAAAUGCAACGGCGUCAAAGAAUGCAGCAACGGGGAAGAUGAACAAUUGUGCGAUUGCUCUCUUGAUCAAUUUAAAUGUCAAUCCGGAGGCUGCGUUUCAAAAUCUCAAGUUUGCAACGGUAUCGACGAUUGUCCGGACAGGAGCGACGAAUGGGAUUGCGUGAAAAUAAAUUCGAAUUCGAGUUUAUUAGAGAUAAGGACCGCAUCUGGUGAAUACGAACCCGUUUGCGCGGACGAUUGGUCGACGACUCGUUCCGAUCAAGUUUGCGCAUUUUUAGGUUAUUCUUCGUCUGCUCCGUUAGAAAAUUACAAUUCGAUGCCGUUAUCGAACGUCGAAUCAUUUUACAAAUUGAAAAACGUUACGACUGAAGACAUAAAUAAUAAUUUCAUUGUUAAUUUAGAAAGAACAAACAAAACUUGUUCGUCUGGAAAAUAUGUCGAACUCAACUGUCAAGAAUUUAGUUGUGGAUCCAGAGGAAUGACGGGCGGUGCGGACGGUGAAGCAAGUUUAGUCAGCGGAAUGAGUGCAACAUCAGGACAGUUGCCAUCUGUCGCACUCAUGUACAACAUUCGAAACCUUCACAGUUGUACCGCAAACGUUUUAACACCCAGAUGGGUAUUGGCAAGUUAUAAUUGCUUAAAAAUGGGCAGUCGGAACGUAAAUCAACAAGAUUGGAAAUUAUUCGUGGGUUCGACGGUGUUCGAAGCGGAAAAAGAAAAUGCGGAAACUCGUAGGAUCGUCAAAGUGGUGCCCCACCCACAAGUCAAGUUCAAUCAAUUUUUGUUCAGCAACGAUUUAGCUUUGGUUAAAUUAGAUGAACCGUUACAAUUCACGGCUAACGUCGGAGCCGUUUGCUUGCCGGAACAGGAAAUACAACCGAGACAAAUUUGCGUGACCGCGGGUUGGGGUUUGAACGGACCCGAAGAUAAAAAUAUCACUCAACAACUUCAAUAUUUGCCAAUGCCAACGAUGAAUUUGACGGAUUGUAAUUCGACGGAUCAUUAUUCGGGUUUCAUAACGGACGAUAAAAUUUGCGCCGGAUCAAACGGAGGAAAACAAUCUCUGUGUUACAACGAAGAAGGUGCACCAUUGAUGUGCAUAAACGACAGGGGCGAAUGGGAACUUCAGGGAGUGUUGAGUUACCACAGCAAUUGCGGUAAAGGAUCGCAUCCGUCGAUAUUCAGCAGCAUCACACCGGUCAGAGACUGGAUAAAACAAACCAUCGGUAAUGGUUUUGAUAAAAAGAUGACGUCAGCAACGAAAAGAUGA